Messenger RNA from Parastagonospora nodorum SN15, 642 nucleotides. RefSeq lists its product as hypothetical. The coding region runs from base 1 to 642 and encodes 213 amino acids. The transcript has 2 exons. Lineage: Eukaryota; Fungi; Ascomycota; Dothideomycetes; Pleosporales; Phaeosphaeriaceae. The record is from RefSeq and is a predicted model, not a curated record.
AUGUCAGGCAAUGAGGGACAUGCCGUUAGCUAUUCGCUGAUAAGGCCCCGUCACGACGCGUCUUACAAGAGUGCCAAGAUACUCGAAGAUCUCGCUAAGCCUGCAUGGAUUGCUCCGAGCCUCCAUACAGGAACCAAACCAGGAGUGCGAUCAAUUAGACGACACAGACUUGUUUCCGCAUCGCCCGACAGUUCUUCGAAUCAUAGCGUAUCAGAUUCUAGCGAUUCCGAGGACGAUAGUGAGUCUAGCGACGAACUAUCGGAGACGGAUGAAGGGGAUGAAGACAGCGAUGGCAGCGAUGAAGAGCAGCUUUGCUGCUGGUAUGGGGCGCAGGAACUCAGAUUUGACAAUCAAAGGAAAGAUGACUACGGCAACUUGAUAGCAUCAAAUAGGUCUAAUCAUCAUCGGGUUACCUACUGUGCAUGUUUGACAAAGUCUGGCCCGUUGGAUUGGAAAGAUCUGCGUCGGCUGAUUCAACACCUGACAGUGUUCAUCGACCAUAGUUUCCCCUUGUUGGCUGCGCCAGAAGUCGAUGACUUUGUCAGUAUCGCGACGGAUAUCCAUCAGGCCGAAACCUGCACGUCACUCAUGGCGCAUUCUUGGCCGGUCUGGCUAUCCACAACGAUAUCGAUUCUCAACUGA